AGCCGGCCUUGGGAUCCCGGGUCGCGGCGCCUCCCGCCUCACCGUGUCGAAUCCAUCUGUCGGGUCCCGAGAGAGCUAACCCGAGUCCGUGCCGGCCGAGCAGGCUGGACUGAGAGAAUCCCCUGAGCUGGUGUUGGGUGCCAAGGCACUGGGGAUCUCACCGGGAGAGAACGGAGGAAGCUAGAGGCCAGUGAGAUGGCAGACGAGGCCUUAGCUGGGCUGGACGAGGGAGCCCUUCGGAAGCUGCUGGAGGUUACAGCGGAUCUGGCAGAGCGGCGGCGCAUCCGCUCAGCCAUCCGGGAGCUGCAGCGGCAGGAGCUGGAGCGAGAGGAGGAGGCCCUGGCAUCCAAGCGCUUCCGUGCAGAGAGGCAGGACAACAAGGAGAACUGGCUGCACUCUCAGCAGCGGGAAGCCGAGCAGCGGGCUGCCCUGGCGCGGUUGGCAGGGCAGCUGGAGUCCAUGAAUGAUGUGGAGGAGUUGACUGCACUGCUGCGAGCUGCUGGUGAGUAUGAGGAACGAAAGCUGAUCCGAGCCGCCAUCCGCCGAGUUCGGGCUCAGGAGAUUGAGGCUGCCACCUUGGCUGGAAGGUUGUACAGCGGGCGUCCCAACAGUGGCUCAAGAGAGGACAGCAAGGGACGGGCAGUGCACAGGCUGGACUGUCAUGAGGUACCAGAGCAAGAGGAACAGGAACAGCAGGCAGAGGUCCCAGAACCAACCCCAACCCCCAAGGGCACCAGCCAGGAUGUGACCACAGUGACACUCCUGCUGCAGGCCCCGCCUGGGGGCACACCCAGCUCAUCUGCCUCACCUGACAGCAGUUCACCCACCACAGCCUCUCCUGAGCCUCCACUGGAGCCUGCUGAGGCCCAGUGCCCUGCAGCCAAGGCUCCAGGCAGUCCUGAGCCACCCCCUAGUCUGCCCGAGACCACAAGCCCUGAGCCCCGGGAGUCACCAGCACCCCCCAGCACUGAGGGGCAAGUGGUCAACAAGCUCCUGCCUGGCUCCACAGAGCCCCCUGCUGUCCAGGGCCCCACCAGAGACCCCUCCAACACAAAGAGAGCAGACUUGGCUGGACCCCGACCCUGCCAACGCUCCCUGUCCGUGCUCAGCCCCCGCCAGCCAGCCCAGAAUCAAGAGUCCACCCCCCUUGCCAGCGGACCUUCCCUGUUCCAGCGGGCUGGCUCUGUUCGGGACCGUGUCCGCAAGUUCACAUCCGAUUCUCCUUUGGCUACCAGGCUCAAGGACAGCCCACCUAGGACCACCUUAGGUCCCCCAACCCCCUCAAGGCUCCUCAGCCCCUCCCUCAUCAGCACCACCCCUGCCUCCUCCUCCUCCAGUGGCUCCUCCUCUAGAGGUCCCAGUGACACCUCCUCCUCCCGGUUCAGCAAGGAGCAAGGAGGAACAGCCCAGCCCCUGGCCCAGCUUCAGAGCUGCCCCCAGGAGGAGGGCCCCAGGGGGCGGGGCUUGGCUGCCAGGCCCCUUGAAAACAGAGCAGGGGGGCCCAUGGCCCGCUCAGAGGAACCCAGUGCCCUGCUGCCCGUGGCCGUGGGCACUGCCGAGCCAGGGGGUAGUAUGAAGACCACAUUCACCAUCGAGAUCAAGGAUGGCCGUGGCCAGGCCUCCACGGGCCGGGUGCUGCUGCCCACAGGCAACCAGAGGGCAGAACUGACACUGGGACUGCGGGCGCCCUCCAACCUCCUCAGCACCAACAGUGGGGGCAAGAGUACCAUCACUCAUGUCAGCAGCCCUGGGAGCCUGGCCCGUCUAGGCAGUGUCACUCACGUCACCAGCUUCAGCCAUGCCUCCCCUGGUAGCCGAGGAGGCUGCAGCAUUAAGAUGGAGCCAGAGCCAGUGCAGCCCCCCUCUGUGGCAGUGGAAGCGGCUAAUGGCACCGAGCAGACCCGGGUGGAAAAAGCACCAGAGGGGCGGAGCUCACUGAGCGCCGAGGAGCUGAUGGCUAUCGAGGAUGAAGGCGUCCUGGACAAGAUGCUGGAUCAAACCACAGACUUUGAGGAGCGGAAGCUCAUCCGGUCAGCACUGCGUGAGCUCCGACAAAGAAAGAGAGACCAGCGGGACAAGGAGCGGGAACGGCGGCUGCAGGAGGCACGGGCCCGGCCAGGGGAGGGCCGCAGCAAAAUGGCCACCGAGACCACCACGCGGCACAGCCAGCGGGCAGCUGAUGGUUCAGCUGUCAGCACUGUUACCAAGACUGAGCGGCUCGUCCACUCCAAUGAUGGCACACGGACGGCCCGCACCACCACAGUGGAGUCAAGUUUCAUGAGGCGAUCGGAGAAUGGCAGCGGCAGCACCAUGGUGCAAACCAAGACUGUUUCCUCCUCAUCAUCAUCCAAGAAAAUGGGCAGUAUCUUCGACCGCGAGGACCAGGCCAGUCCGCGGCCCGGCAGCCUAGCGGCUCUCGAGAAACGCCAGGCAGAGAAGAAGAAAGAGCUGAUGAAGGCGCAGAGUCUGCCCAAAACAUCAGCCUCCCAGGCGCGCAAGGCCAUGAUCGAGAAGCUGGAGAAGGAGGGCGCGGCGGGGUGA
This is a messenger RNA of Galeopterus variegatus (Sunda flying lemur), 2541 nucleotides long. Its product is annotated as smoothelin. NCBI's taxonomy places the organism in Eukaryota, Metazoa, Chordata, Mammalia, Dermoptera, Cynocephalidae. The transcript has 17 exons. The record is from RefSeq and is a predicted model, not a curated record. The coding region runs from base 196 to 2541 and encodes 781 amino acids.